Topomyia yanbarensis is the source of this 2506-nucleotide messenger RNA. It is a transcript of the gene Gga, whose product is annotated as ADP-ribosylation factor-binding protein GGA2. Gene Ontology annotation, cellular component: trans-Golgi network. Gene Ontology annotation, molecular function: small GTPase binding; phosphatidylinositol binding; ubiquitin binding. Bases 148 to 2217 code for a protein of 689 amino acids. Gene Ontology annotation, biological process: vesicle-mediated transport; intracellular protein transport. Lineage: Eukaryota; Metazoa; Arthropoda; Insecta; Diptera; Culicidae. The transcript has 6 exons. The record is from RefSeq and is a predicted model, not a curated record.
UCUGUAUCUACUAAUAAAACCGAUGUAUGACAGCAGCAAAAUCAAAUUUUGCAGUAGAGGAAAGAAAAAUAAUAGAGAUUUAUUGCAAACUUAGAUAUUUAAAUACCUGUUUUAAUCUUAUUUUUAUAUUGUUUUCGGGCGAACAUUAUGGAUUCGAAUACUGUGCUUGAUAGUUGUUUAGGCAAAGCUGUCCACCCCAAUAAUACAGAUCUAGAUAUUUCGGCAAUCGAUCAGUUUUGUCUUACGCUGAAAAGGAACCCAAUGCUGAUGCAACAUGGAACACAGCUGCUUGCCAAAAGAAUCCAGUCCAGUAGCACCAAGGAAGCGAUGUUCGCAUUAGAGGCUCUAGAAGAAUGCAUGGAAACGUGCGGAAUAGAGUUCAGAUCGGAAAUAAAUAAAUUUCGUUUUCUCAAUGAACUGAUCAAACUGGUGUCCAGAAAGUUCGAUGGAGAUAAAACGCCUAGAGAAAUUUCUGAAAAAAUUCUUAAUAUCCUGCUAACGUGGACAAACAAAUAUGAAAGCUGCAAUAAAAUUCAGGAAGCCUAUAAUUUGCUUAAAACUCAAGGAAUCGAACACCAUCCACAGCAGAACGUGGUACUCAAGAGUACUCAAAAAAACGACUCACGUGGUAAUCUAGACGAUAGUCAUUUUGCAAAACUUCGAAAGUUGAUCAAUAGUUCUAAACAGGAGGAUCGCGAUAAGGCUAAUCUAUUAAUUCAGAACUUUUACCGUGACGACGAAAGGCGAACGCAGAUGAAGGCUCGUCGUCUAACAGAACUGCAGAAGGUGGCGGAGAAUACCAAAUUGCUUGAUGAAAUGCUUUCAGAGUAUCGGUCAGGUGAGAGUUCCGAGGAAGAACUGGCUAUUAUUCGAGAUAUAUUCCACUCUUGCAAAGAAAUGCACCCAACGAUCAUUCGUCUAGCGGAAGAAACACAGCAUAGUGAAGGAAUGUUAGAAAAAAUCUUUGAAGUUAACGAUAGUCUAACCCAAGUACUGGACAAAUAUCACCAGGUCAUACCAACCAAUCCGCCAAUUGGACAGGGGUCGUAUCAAAAAAACACAACGUCACCGUCUCAACAAAAUACAACGGCAUCGUGUCAAUCCCAAUCGAGCACAUCGAUUGAAACAUCGUCGUACAUCCCAAACGUUAUUGGGCCUGAUCCACUUGAUACGUUAUUUGAUAUCUCUAAUAUCCCUUCGAGUAACGAUCCAAUUCGCAGUACUUUUGACGAUCUCAGUGAAAUAUUUUCAUCGCCUGUCACAACAGAUCAAGGGAGCAUAAACCCGGGCUCAUCGACCUCGUUAACAUCUGCUGUAAACACUGAAACUAUCCUGACUCCGAUGGUCAUCACUAAUGCGACAGUGGCUAAUAAUGACAGAUUAAAGCUAACCACAAAUGGUCUCAACAAAUAUUGCGACUUAAAAAAUCUUCUACAAACUAAUGUCAACGGAAAUGUCAACUAUCAUCAAAGAAAAUCUGUAGCGAGUUUUGCUGAUAACAGACCAGUAAGCACUAACACAAAUCCAACUACUAUUGACCUGUCAGCUAGCACCGAAAAAUCAAUUCCUGACUUGGAUUCACUAGUGAGCGGAAUGAAGUCUACGCUUUUGUAUCAAAACAGCAUGCCAGCGGAGUCUGAAGAAGUGCUUACUUCUGACAACGUUAAUUCUAGUGAAGAAGAUGACAUAAUAUUGGACCCCGUCACACCUGUGGCAGAAGCAUCUCAACCAUUGUACAGUGUGGUAGAAGAUUCUCCAAUAGCAACAUCCGCAAAGCCUCAAAUUAAAACGUUAGCUGAAAUUGUAAUUGAUUUAGACAACAUUCAGCCUAGUCGUGAACCAUCGCGGACCGUUUGGGACGACAAAGAUGGCCUUCAAAUAACGCUCAAUUUUGCGAAAGAUCAUCCUCGAACGGACGUCUCAGUGAUCGUAAUUUCCACCAUCAAUCAGGGUCGGGUAGAAAUCCUAGAUUUCAAUUUUGAUGCAAGCGUUCGAAAACCGUGCAAGCUUCGCCUAUUACCAGCUUCUGGCUCCAGUCUUCCCGGUACCAAACCGUUCCGACCACCUGCAGACGGAAUCACACAGGUCCUUCUUCUGGCAAAUCCUUCCGGCGAACCGGUCGAUUUGACUUGUAUACUUACAUAUUGCGUGGGUAAUGAUCCAGAUCCAAUCAAGGAAUCUAUCAUAAUGCCGAAGGUGCCUUUCAUCAAGCAAUAGUACAGUUUAGUUUGGGUUCGUAUGGCAAUCUAACACUACGACACCUAACAUGCAUCGUGAAGAAUUCGAAAUGCAGCUUGUGAUGUAUUAAAAGCGACGAUAACUCGAUAUUCUAGUUAUGUUUUGAAUUACAUCGUUACUUUAGCAUACGUUGUUGUGAAAAGCAUUUAAUUUUAAUCAGCUAUAUAUCGUCCUACUAUGAUAUAUGUUGAUAAUUGAAUUAUCCAAUAGUAGUUAUUAUCUGUAAAUCAAAAAUAGAUUUUAUCAGCUUAAUUUUACGAAUUAUUUC